AUGUUUCCAAAUACUACCUUGGAACAACUUGGCAGUGGAAAUGUUUCGGCAAACAUAACGGAGACUGCUGAGAUCUCAGACGACCAAGAAUGUUUUUUGAGCGAGGAUACCCAGACUGAAGUAAUCCUCAAAGCCACCGCUUACUUUCUCAUCCUUCUCGUUUCUCUUUCAGGAAACAUUUUGAUCCUGAUAAUCACUUACAAAAACAAAAAGUUGAGAAAAACGGUCAACUACUUCGUUUUCAACAUGGCCGUAUCUGACCUGUGUAUUCCUCUAACCAUCACGCUCAUCAGAAUCGUCAACAUCGUUUCGGGAUCAGAUUCUUGGAAAGUAGAGAGUCCAAGGCUACUGGGAAACAUUCUCUGUAAACUGAGUCACUUUCUUCCCGAUGUCUCUCUAAUUGUCUCAAUCGAAAGCCUACUCUUGAUAUCACUGGAUAGACUGAUCUCUGCCCUGUCUCCACUAAACACCACAUUUGAGUCAGCAAAAACACGUGUUAUUGGAAUUCUGAGUACGUGGAUCAUCGCCUUCGUGGUUUACUCUCCAUAUUUUUAUACAUUCAGACUGUUCUCAGAUGAAGACAGAGGGAUUCUUUGCAUCUCCGACUGGGAACCAGCCUUCGAUCGUCAAAAGACACACAAGAUAUACACUACAACAACUCACAUCGCCUUUGUAAUCACACCAAUUUGUCUUCUGAUCAUUGUGUAUGGGACCAUAGCCUGGGUCUUGAAGAAGAGAAACGACCGAAAUAGGAAACAACUUUCUUAUCAACUUCGUCAUCUAGAGCAACAGAGAAGAAAAAUCAUCCGCAUGACGGCGGCUUUGGUAAUAUGUUUCGUUACCUGUAUGAUCCCGACGGUUGUUUACAUGUUCACGCGAAUAUUCCUCUGGGAUUGGGAUGUUCCACCCAUUUGCGCGUUUGAAACUGUGCUUAAGUUCAUAGCUGGAUUCAUGGUGUUGUCUUGGAGCGCUUUGAAUCCCUGCACUUGCUUGAUAUUUAUGAGGAUCUAUCGUAAAAGCUUUGGAAAACUUCUACCGGUCCUCAAUUGA
Molecule: messenger RNA, 1050 nt
Organism: Stylophora pistillata
Lineage: Eukaryota; Metazoa; Cnidaria; Anthozoa; Scleractinia; Pocilloporidae
Product: neuropeptide FF receptor 2-like
Biological process (GO): G protein-coupled receptor signaling pathway
Cellular component (GO): plasma membrane
Molecular function (GO): G protein-coupled receptor activity
Source: RefSeq, a predicted model, not a curated record